Molecule: messenger RNA, 1139 nt
Organism: Carya illinoinensis
Lineage: Eukaryota; Viridiplantae; Streptophyta; Magnoliopsida; Fagales; Juglandaceae
Product: probable xyloglucan endotransglucosylase/hydrolase protein 10
Exons: 4
Coding region: 78-971 (297 amino acids)
Biological process (GO): xyloglucan metabolic process; cell wall biogenesis
Cellular component (GO): apoplast; cell wall
Molecular function (GO): xyloglucan:xyloglucosyl transferase activity; hydrolase activity, hydrolyzing O-glycosyl compounds
Source: RefSeq, a predicted model, not a curated record
UAUAGCUUCCUUGAACAUAUUAUCAUCCUCCAUAACACAAGAAUAGAAAACUAAGAAUCAAUCCGGCCACGAUUUUCAUGAACAGUUACCAGAAAAUCAUGGCCGGCCUUAAUGUUGGGCUUCUUAUAAUGCUCGGAUUGAUUCAAAUUUCAGUUGCUUCUGUUGUUUCAACCGGAGAUUUCAAUAAGGAUUUCUAUAUUAUGUGGUCUCCUAGCCAUGUAAGCACUUCACGUGAUGGUCGAACAAGAAGUUUGAAGCUCGAUCAAGAAUCAGGUUCUGGAUUUUCUUCGAACCAGAAGUUUCUGUUUGGACAAAUUGACAUGCAAAUUAAACUAGUACCUGGUCGUUCGGCAGGCACAGUCGUGGCCUAUUACCUGACUUCUGAUCAGCCUAACCAUGACGAGUUAGAUUUUGAGUUCCUUGGCAAUGUGGUUGGGCAACCAUAUCUCCUUCAAACAAAUAUUUAUAUUAACGGCUUUGACAACCGUGAAGAAAGGAUCAAGCUAUGGUUUGAUCCGGCAAAGCACUUCCAUACGUAUUCAAUCUUGUGGAACAUUCACCAAAUUGUGUUCAUGGUGGAUGGGAUUCCCAUAAGAGUGUACAGAAAUCAUGGAGAGAAGGGAGUGGCAUUUCCAAUGUGGAGGCCGAUGAGUAUCAAAGCCAGCAUAUGGAACGGCGAAAGCUGGGCAACAAAUGGAGGCCGUGAUAAAAUCGAUUGGUCAAAAGCCCCCUUCUUAGUUUCUUUCAGGAACUACAAGAUCGAUGCCUGCUUGUGGAAAGGAUACGCAAGGUUUUGCAGGGUAGAUAGUCCUGGAAAUUGGUGGAAUAACAACAGGUUCAGCACCCUCACAUUUAGGCAAAGGAAUUUGCUCAAAUGGGUGAGGAAGCACCACCUUCUUUAUGACUAUUGCCAUGACUAUAAGAGAUUCCAAUUCAAGCUUCCCAAAGAGUGCUCUCUUCCCAAGUAUUGACCAAAAUGGAGAUCCCCACAGGCUGCAGUUCAGUUCAACAUAUAAUUUAUUGUGCUGACAUAUCAUUCAUGUCAGGACACUGGCCUAUGAAUAUCAAUUUUGCUGAUCUGAUCCAGUCCCAGACAACAUCUAUACCCUACUCUAUUAAAUUAAUAGCUGUUAUCUGAA